This is a messenger RNA of Rhodotorula graminis WP1, 1038 nucleotides long. RefSeq lists its product as uncharacterized. The coding region runs from base 1 to 1038 and encodes 345 amino acids. The record is from RefSeq and is a predicted model, not a curated record. Lineage: Eukaryota; Fungi; Basidiomycota; Microbotryomycetes; Sporidiobolales; Sporidiobolaceae. The transcript has 8 exons.
AUGGCCGACGCCUUUCAGACCCAGAUCGAGCGCACCGCCUCGACCUGGCGCGCCGCCGCCCGCGCCGCGAACGCUCGCGCGGGGCUCUCCGCAGAGCAGCACAUCGAGCAAAGGUCCAAGGAGUGGCUCGACGAGAUGGAGCCCCUCGUCGCCCAAUUUGACUCGUGGUCGUCGUACGAGCACCACGUCGCGCUCGGGAUCAUGAGCGAGAUUGAGCGGCGCGCCGAGGCGAGGCAGGCGGGCGAGCCCGGCAUCGACUUGCCGUCGGAGGAAGACGUGCACAAAGAGCUGGACAAGCAGGAGAAGACCUACGACUACCUGCGCUGGCUCGGCCGCCAGAUCAUCGCCGCGUUCGCCGGCCCCCGCACGCGGGUCGGCUCGGAGGCGCGUAAACACACUGCGAGCGAGUGGUUCCAGCACGGCGUCCUCGCGCGCGUCGACCAGGCCGAGUUUGAUGGUGAGCGCUCUGAGGCGCGCACGGGCGCCAUCGCGGAGCUCGACGCGGUGUGGGCCGCGCUCGGGGGCAAGAAGCCCAGGAACCCGGCGACGGGGAGGCGGGUCGCGGCGAGCGGGUCCGAGCAGCUGCCGAGCUUGUCCGACACGGAGCACUUCUCGGCGCUCGACGCCUUCCUGAAGCGCGUCGACGACCAGCGUCGAUGGGCCGAGGAUCGUGCUAUUCGUUGGGCGCUCCUGGCCGCGUCUGAGGCCGCUCGAGGGACCGCCAGUGUCGAAGCCGAGAGCGAAGCGGUCAAGGCGGCGAUCGGCAAGCUCGCCUGGUGGGCGAUCAAGGCCGAGCCGGCACGAGUCGUCGACACGGUCCGCCACGCGCUCGACAAGCUCAAGACGCAAGAGUCGGCGCCGACGGCGGACGAAAAGCGUCUCGCCAUCAUCGCCGCCUUGGGCCAGCUGCGCCUCUCGGCCGAACGCUCGCACGCGCGCGGUGUCCCGGCGCGCAGCCUCGCACACAGGUCGAUGGGCCGGGUCGAGCUCAGCGCGAGGCAGAGCGCCGUGUACGGCCGUGCUAGAGCUGGCUGGUGA